This is a messenger RNA of Uloborus diversus, 459 nucleotides long. It is a transcript of the gene Gpa2, whose product is annotated as thyrostimulin alpha-2 subunit-like. Bases 68 to 427 code for a protein of 119 amino acids. The record is from RefSeq and is a predicted model, not a curated record. NCBI's taxonomy places the organism in Eukaryota, Metazoa, Arthropoda, Arachnida, Araneae, Uloboridae. Gene Ontology annotation, molecular function: hormone receptor binding. Gene Ontology annotation, biological process: cell surface receptor signaling pathway. The transcript has 4 exons.
CGAACGGAGCGCUCGUCCACUCCUCGUUGCCAGACGAUCCGAAAGAUCUCAGGUCCCGUCCCCAUCGAUGCCCAAGCAGGCGUGUCUGAUAUUUGUCCUAGGAUGCUGUGUCCUAGUUGCGUCCAGUUCCUGGGAAAAAGCAGGAUGCCACAAAGUAGGUCACACGCGGAAGAUCCAGAUUCCUGGAUGCGUGGUGUUCGACGUGACGACCAACGCCUGCAGGGGGUUCUGCCCCUCCUACACCACCCCCUCUCCCGAGUGGAUACUUCGCUCAAACAGAAGGCAGACGCUCUGGUCAGUCGGACAGUGCUGCAACAUUAUGGAAGCCGAAGAUGUCCACGUGGAAGUGAUGUGCCUGGGCGGCAUGAAGCACCUAACCUUCAAGUCAGCUAUCCACUGCUCCUGCUUUCACUGCAAGAAGGAAUGACGACGGUCUGAACGGAUGCUGCUAAUAUUGCU